CUGCUCUCUUACGAGGUGUGAAUAUCAGAAUGGGUUACCAGCUACUGUUCGCACUCGUGCUUACUUUAAGCAGUUCCUCACUGGCUCAAGUGAUCUCCUCGGGAGAAUGUCCGGAACAUCCGGUAGUGCAAAAUUUCAACGUACAAUCCUACGUGGGACGAUGGUAUGAGAUUAGUCGUUACGAAACGUCGACUCAGCGUGGCGGAGAGUGCGUCGAGGUGAGCUAUACUCAGACUAGCGACACCUCACUCAGUUUGGAAAACCGUCUGGUGGUUCCGCCUAACACAGAAUUUGAAGUGGUCAACGGACAGUCAUUUGUCUCGUUCCCCAAUGAGAGUCCUGUGCAGGGUCGAAUGAAUAUUAGCUUCGGAGCGAUGCCUCCUACUUCUGUGAACUACUGGGUGUUGGACACUGACUAUACCAGUUUCUCAUUUGUGUGGAAUUGUUUCGCAGUUAGCGAGACUCUGAAAGGUGAAAACUUUUGGUUGAUGUCCAGAACUGUUGAGUUGCCAGCCAGUGCUCAGAGUAGGGUGGAUGAGCUUAUUAACCUUUACUUGAAACCACAAUACAUCAGACCAACUCGGCACGACUUAGAAGGGUGUGCAAAUCAGAGGAACGCAAAGAUUGGUGAGCAAUCAGAAUUUGACGAUGUUUGAUCAGAGCUGAAGUGAAAUGCAAGACUGUUCUCAAAAUUGAAGAUAGAUUGAAUGUACAAUGACAAAUGAAUUAAAUUAUGAAAUUGAAAGUA
Messenger RNA from Malaya genurostris, 748 nucleotides. RefSeq names its product apolipoprotein D-like. Gene Ontology annotation, molecular function: pigment binding. The transcript has 4 exons. NCBI's taxonomy places the organism in Eukaryota, Metazoa, Arthropoda, Insecta, Diptera, Culicidae. The record is from RefSeq and is a predicted model, not a curated record. Bases 30 to 656 code for a protein of 208 amino acids.